ACAUAAUAGAGGUAUUUGGAGACCUCAGUGCUUUUUAUUCUUAAAUGUUUUAUUGUUAUAAAAUAUAGAUAAUGUAAAGUUUACAUUUUAAACUUUAAAAAAAUAGCUUUAUGUGUAAUUUAGUAGCUUUCAGCACAUUCACAAUGUUGGUAACCAUCCAUCUGCACAACUGGAACAAACUCUAGACAUUAUUUGUCUAGUGGGAUCAGACAGUAUGUGUCUCUGUCUCUGGCUUAUUUCACUCAGCGUAAGGCAUUCAGAGUCAUGUAUGUUGGAGCAUAUAUCAAAAUUUUAUUUCUUUUAUGGUUGAAUAAUGUUCCAUUGUAUUUAUGCACCACAUUUGGUUUAUCUGUUCAUCCCCUCUGUACUCCUGGUUACAAGAUAAGAGCACUUGCAAAUGUAACUAUUAAUUAUUGGUAAAUUUAAAUAGACUUACUGAUUAAAUAGUAAACCAUAUGAUAUAGAAUAUAAAUAUGUAUAGAGCAUGGAUUAUGGAGAUCCUUUUUCUUGUAUUUUUUAUAAUCCAGGGAAGGAAAAAUUCAGCCUGGUAUUUGAAAUUCUGAGUCAUUAACUGAGGUAAUGGUUAGUCAUUUAACUCUUGCUUUCCUUAUAAUGUUAACAGUACUGGCUGUAUACAGGUUAGUUUUAUCAAAAGUGUAAGCUUUGUUUUUUUAAACUAUUAAUAAUUACCUCCAGCAAAGUCAUUCUUUCUCUAAGGUUACAUUAUAAUUUUGUUUCAGCUUUAUUGAAGGCUGUUUCAUUCUGCUAUCCUAUAAUUUUACUGUUACCUUGAUUGACCUGGGAACUGGUACAUAGUAGGUGCUUAAUAAAUAUUGAAUCAAGAAGUGUUUUUAGCUGUAUAGUUACAAACAUUCUUGUAUUAUUUUUGUAGAGUAUACCACUAAAUUCAUUCAUUAUUUGUUGAUGUUACUAGUUUAAUUCUCAUAAGGUAGUCUCAUUUGCAGGUUCCUAAAUUUACUUAACUUUAAAUAUUUUAAAAGAUUAGACUUUGGCUUUUAAAAGUUCUAGCACUGAAAAGUUUUCAACACUAUCAUGCCAUGUUUUUAACUUUUAUUAAACUAUAGAGUGAAAUAUUAGUGAAAGCAGUCAUUCCUGGGCUUCUGUGCUUAUGAAUCAGGUUGUAACUAUUUCUUUGACGUUAGAUUUGUGGUUUCUUGAACUACUUUAAGUGAUGCAAAAGAUGAGUCUCAUUAGGCGGCUCCUCUUGUUUUAGGAGUGUAUUUGGUGUUCUAUUGUAAACAGAUUUUUUUCCAAGGAAAGUUCUCUACAGUCUCACUAAACAAUUUAUUUAGGAAUGAAAUCCCAUCUAUAUAUACAGGCCCCUACAUGUUGUAUUAUGUUACCCGUGUGUGUGUUGCUUUUUACUUAUUUGUUUGUUCAAAAUAACCCCUGAGGUUUUGAGGUGACUCCAUUCUGACUCAAUCUGUUCCUAGUUACUAGACAGUUGCCUUCGGGCCACCCUCCUCCCACUUGGCACUUGUACAUUCUUCCUCCCCUGUUGGUUCCCGGGCCACCCCGCACAUGAGUCAGUGUCCCAGGCACGUGGUGCCGCUCGUCAGAGUGGAAUGCCGAGACUGCCUCGUCCCAGAGCAGUGUGAGUCCUGUGCUUCUGGGCGGAGGGAUGGUCCUGGGGACAGCUCUGCUUCCAGCUGGUCGUUAUGGCCGAGGUCAGGGCACUUCACUCUGCUGCCCGCGCACUGACGCCCCAGGAACUGCUCUGCCCAACCUGACAGAUCACUUUGCCAGCUGUGUGGAGGAUGGCUUUGAGGGAGACAAGACUGGAGGCAGUAGUCCAGAAGCCUUGCACCGCCCCUACGGGUGUGACGUGGAGCCCCAGGCGCUGCACGAGGCCAUCAGGUGGAGCUCCAAGGAGAACUUGCUGGGAGCCACCGAGAGCGACCCCAACCUCUUCGUUGCACUUUAUGACUUUGUAGCAAGUGGUGACAACACACUCAGCAUCACUAAAGGUGAAAAGCUACGGGUCCUUGGUUACAACCAGAAUGGGGAGUGGAGUGAAGUUCGCUCUAAGAACGGCCAGGGCUGGGUGCCAAGCAACUACAUCACCCCGGUGAACAGCCUGGAGAAGCACUCCUGGUACCACGGGCCGGUGUCGCGCAGCGCCGCCGAGUAUCUGCUCAGCAGCUUGAUCAACGGCAGCUUCCUGGUGCGGGAGAGCGAGAGCAGCCCCGGGCAGCUGUCCAUCUCGCUCAGGUACGAGGGGCGUGUGUACCACUACAGGAUCAACACCACCGCAGACGGCAAGGUGUACGUGACCACCGAGAGCCGCUUCAGCACCUUGGCCGAGCUGGUCCACCAUCACUCCACAGUGGCCGAUGGGCUGGUGACGACAUUGCACUACCCCGCACCCAAGUGUAACAAGCCUACGGUUUACGGCGUGUCCCCCAUCCAUGACAAAUGGGAGAUGGAGCGAACAGAUAUCACCAUGAAGCACAAACUUGGGGGUGGUCAGUAUGGAGAGGUUUACGUCGGCGUCUGGAAGAAAUACAGCCUGACAGUUGCCGUGAAAACAUUGAAGGUCACAGGUGAACAGUUCUCCAGCACAUCAUCUGUACCCUGUACGGAAGAUACCAUGGAGGUGGAGGAGUUCCUGAAGGAAGCUGCAGUGAUGAAGGAAAUCAAGCAUCCUAAUCUGGUGCAACUAUUAGGCGUGUGCACUCUGGAGCCUCCGUUUUACAUCGUCACGGAGUACAUGCCGUAUGGGAACCUGCUGGAUUACCUCCGGGAGUGCAGCCGAGAGGAGGUGACGGCCGUCGUGCUGCUCUACAUGGCCACGCAGAUCUCUUCCGCCAUGGAGUACUUGGAGAAGAAGAACUUCAUCCACAGAGAUCUUGCCGCUCGGAACUGCCUAGUGGGGGAGAACCACGUGGUCAAAGUGGCUGACUUCGGCCUCAGUCGACUGAUGACUGGAGACACCUACACCGCUCACGCUGGAGCCAAGUUCCCCAUUAAAUGGACAGCCCCGGAGAGCCUUGCCUACAAUACCUUCUCCAUCAAAUCUGACGUCUGGGCCUUUGGGGUGCUGCUGUGGGAAAUCGCUACAUACGGAAUGUCACCGUACCCGGGCAUUGACCUGUCUCAGGUCUACGAUCUGCUGGAAAAGGGGUAUCGAAUGGAGCAGCCUGAAGGAUGCCCCCCCAAGGUUUACGAACUUAUGAGAGCAUGCUGGAAAUGGAGCCCCGCCGACAGGCCCUCGUUCGCGGAAACACAUCAGGCUUUUGAAACGAUGUUCCACGACUCCAGCAUCUCUGAAGAGGUGGCCGAGGAGCUGGGGAGGGCCGCCGCCGCCUCAUCUGUCGUGCCCUACCUGCCCCGAUUGCCCAUACUUCCUUCCAAGACCCGGACGCUGAAGAAGCAGGCGGAGAACAAGGAGAAUAUCGAGGGGGCCCAAGAUGCCACGGACAAUUCUGCUUCCAGUUCAGCACCAGGGUUCAUUAGAAGUGCACAGGCCCCCAGCGGGUCCCCGGCACUGCCUCGAAAACAGAGGGACAAGUCACCCAGCAGCCUCUUGGAAGAUGCCAAAGAGACAUGCUUCACCAGGGAUAGGAAGGGAGGCUUCUUCAGCUCCUUCAUGAAAAAGAAAAAUGCCCCCACACCCCCCAAACGCAGCAGCUCCUUCCGAGAAAUGGAGAAUCAGCCCCACAAGAAAUACGAACUCACGGGUAACUUCUCAUCUGUUGCUUCUCUACAGCAUGCUGAUGGGCUCUCUUUCACUGCUGCCCAGCAAGAGGCGAAUCUGGCGCCCUCCAAGUGCUAUGGGGGGAGCUUUGCGCAGAGGAACCUCUGUAAUGACGACGGUGGCGGGGGUGGGGGCAGCGGCACCGCAGGGGGCGGGUGGUCUGGCAUCACAGGCUUCUUUACACCACGCUUAAUCAAAAAGACGCUGGGCUUGCGAGCAGGUAAACCCACAGCCAGUGAUGAUGCUGCCAAGCCUUUUCCAAGGUCAAACUCUACAUCUUCCAUGUCCUCAGGGCUUCCAGAGCAGGAUAGGAUGGCAAUGACCCUUCCCAGGAACUGCCAGAGGUCCAAACUCCAGCUGGAAAGGACAGUGUCCGCCUCUUCUCAGCCAGAAGAGAAUGUGGACAGGGCCAGUGACACGCUUCCCAAAAAAUCAGAGGAAGGUGCCGCUCCAACCAGGGAGAGACCAAAAGCCAAACUUUUGCCCAGAGGAGCCGCAGCUCUUCCUCUCAGAGCCCCCUCUGGGGACCCAGCCAUCACAGAGAAGGACCCCCCAGGGGUGGGGGUGGCUGGAGUGGCAGCUGCCCCCAAGAGCAAGGAGAGGAAUGGUGGGGCGCGGCUUGGCAUGGCUGGAGUCCCAGAGGACGGCGAGCAUGCAGGCUGGUCCCCGGCCAAGGCCGCGGCCGUGCUCCCGACCACGCACAACCACAAAGUGCCCGUCCUUAUCUCCCCCACUCUGAAGCACACCCCCGCCGACGUGCAGCUCAUUGGCACAGACUCUCAGGGGAAUAAAUUCAAGCUCUUGUCUGAGCAUCAGGUCCCAUCCUCUGGAGACAAAGACCGACCCCGACGGGUGAAACCAAAGUGUGCCCCUCCCCCGCCCCCCGUCAUGAGACUACUGCCGCACCCGUCCGCGUGCUUGGACCCCGCGGAGGAGCCGGCCGCACAGCCCGCGCCCGAAACGCAGGAGGCGGGGAAGAAGGCAGCUCCGGGGGCAGUGCCCGUCGCCGGGAAACCCGGGAGGCCUGCGGUGCCUCCCCCUCAAGUGCCUCUGCCCGCAUCCUCCAUCUCGCCAGCCAAGAUGGCCAACGGCACGGCAGGUACGAAAGUGGCUCUGAGGAAAACCAAACAGGCAGCUGAGAAAAUCUCAGCGGACAAGAUCAGCAAGGAGGCCCUGCUGGAGUGUGCGGACCUACUGUCCAGCGCGAUCUCGGAACCGGUGCCCAAUAGCCAGCUGGUGGACACCGGCCACCAGCUGCUCGACUACUGCUCAGGCUACGUGGACUGCAUCGCGCAGACGCGCAACAAGUUCGCCUUCCGGGAGGCCGUGAGCAAGCUGGAGCUCAGCCUGCAGGAGCUGCAGGUGUCCUCGGCCGCCGCCGCCGGGCCCGGGGCCAACCCGGUCCUCAAUAAUUUACUGUCGUGCGUGCAGGAGAUCAGCGAUGUGGUGCAGAGGUAGCCACUGCCGGCCUCGCGGGAGGCGCGCACGAUUCCCGGGGCGGGGGAGGGGCUUGUUUUCCUGUGUUCUUGUUUUCGAGAAAUGAAAGACUGAUACUUGAGCGUGUCCAUGUGAAGUACCUCAGCUCUCUGAGAUCUCACGUUUACAGGUUCAUCUCACCAGGAACAGAAGGCAGAAGUCCUAGGAGAGGGAAAGCGGAUGGGCUGGGCGGUCGUGGUCGGGGCGGAAGCCGCGCCGGGGCGUCAGGGAGCGGGCGCAUCAGGGAGCGGGCGUGGGUGGUGCCGUGAAGGACCCGGUGCAGCCAUUCUGGCCGGGACUGGUGCGAGGUGGUCGGGCGGGGCCGCCCCCAGCAGUGCCGCGGCCCGUGCACAGGUCGGGGUGACGGAGGGCUGCAGCGGCCACCACUGGUGGUGACGCUCCGCCUCAGCCGGCAGGUUUGGGGGGGCCAGAGAAAGGGAAGCCGUGAAGGUACCGAAUGAUGUUUCUUGCGUUCGAGGCUGUCGGAAGCAGCGCCAGCCUUGCUUCCACAAGGUCCUGCGGCAGCGGGAGCUGCAGAGCGGAGCGCCAGAGCUACAGAGCCGGCCCUGUCUGCACGCCGCUGACCUGUUUUCCUGGGCGUGCGAACUGGUGCAGGAGGGAAGGAAUGCCAGGGUUUCAAACCCCCUCCUAAACUCGCAUGGUGACCGACAAGCCAUUUCCCCCAGUCUAGUCUGUUACCUCUGAGUGGGCCGGGUCGCGCCUCCUGCUGGCUGGUGCCGGACUGUGUGCGUGCAGCAGGGGUCUCUGCAGUGGUCCUUCCCUGCCCCCUGCUGGGCAGGCCAUCUUCCUUCAGUCCUGGCCACAAGCUGGCGUUGGCCCUCGUUGACUUGGAAGUUAGUGGUCAUGGGCAGGUCCUCACAGGGGAGUCCUUUCCUGAUGCGGUGCCCUGCCUGCUGGUGUGCUGGUCAGGGCCUCCGGCAGCUGUAUGUUUCUUCAUCAUCACCGAAAAUACCCAACAAAGGGGCUCCCCUCGAAAGCCCACGGCCAGGCCCAGGGGUUUGUGAUGGAGGAGGGAAGCUGGUUUGGUCCUGAUGGCUGUUUCCCUGUACCUUUCCCUUCCCCCCGCACCUUCGACCCAAACCAGGUGGGAGUACAGAGAAGCACACUCCCUCUCUCUGGGUUUCUGAUGGAUCACCCCAAGUUACUCUCACGUGCUUUUUCUCCUUGCACAUGCCCCCCAUCUUUGUGCUUGUUUGUAAAGAUCACAUUGGGAAUCGUCUUUGAUGUUUAUUUUAAUAUCAUUUUAAGAAUGUUUAAUCGAAGGAGCACAUCAUUUCCAGGGAAUACCAAUUAGAUCCUGGAAAUAUAAUGACUUAACCCUCAAAUAUUUUUGCCUCUGAAAGACAGUCCUUUUUCUUCCCUACUCAUUUAGAAUGAUGGAAGUUAAUUAGGAUUGCAGGGAGCUGAAUCUAAUUGGUUAGAUAUUAUUAAUAUUCUCAGUAUCAGGUCUAAUCCCAGUUACCACUUAAUUCUGUUUUUAAAGCUUUAUGA
Molecule: messenger RNA, 6706 nt
Organism: Phyllostomus discolor (pale spear-nosed bat)
Lineage: Eukaryota; Metazoa; Chordata; Mammalia; Chiroptera; Phyllostomidae
Gene: ABL2
Product: ABL proto-oncogene 2, non-receptor tyrosine kinase
Exons: 13
Coding region: 1643-5176 (1177 amino acids)
Biological process (GO): protein phosphorylation; regulation of apoptotic process
Molecular function (GO): non-membrane spanning protein tyrosine kinase activity; ATP binding; protein binding
Source: RefSeq, a predicted model, not a curated record